Messenger RNA from Vitrella brassicaformis, 2513 nucleotides. NCBI's taxonomy places the organism in Eukaryota, Vitrellaceae. The record is from the annotation of a GenBank genome assembly.
CGACCUGGCAUUACACAUCAAAUGCCUGCAGACCGCAGGUGGGAGCGCUCUCGGCUGAUCUGAACGAUGUGGAGUUUGCUUUCUGAAGGGGGAAAGUCGGGCGAUUGUCCUGUGGCUCGCUGCCCUUCUGGGAAGCUCCCUGAAACCGCAACCGUUCGUGUCUGGGAAGCAGGGAAAAACGACGGACAAACAUCGCCGAGGUCCAGCUAGAGCACGGGGGGGACAGCCAAACUCUGACUGAAAUCUGACUGAGAUCUGAUGACCUGUUCAUAUGUGUGUGCGUUCUCUCUUCGUGUGAUGCAGAUCUGCUGUGAGGAAAAGGACUGCCUCCGAUCCCCUUUGAUGGAUGUGUCCAACAACAAGGAGUACCAGAAAGAUGAGUCAGACCCGCUGGUGGACGAAGACCGCCCCGUCGAUGCAGAUGGCCAGCCGCCCCUCAUCACCCUUCCUCUGCCUGUCCCCGUCCCUCCUGAGUGUUUCUUUGGCUCAUCGCGGCCGCGUGAGACGCUGCUGGCGCUCCCCUUGGCACAGCAGCACCACUGGCAGAGGCUACUGACGUCGUUCCAGGCCUAUGGGCGGCACAGUGAGGGCAACCGAGUGGACGUAUUGGAUGAUGGAGAUCAGGUGCUGCAGGCCAUGCUCGAGGUCAGUGCAGGCAUCCAUAGAAAGACAUAGAUCACGCAAUUGAUGCAUCCAUCUCGUCUCUCUGCAAUUAACGUUUGCUUGGCUCACUGAUGAUGCAGGCCAUCUGUGCCGCCCGCACUCGUGUGUGGCUGGAGUCGUACAUCUUCGAUGGGUCCAAGCUGGCCGAACGGUUCGUGGAUGCGCUGGUGGAUGCAGCUCACCGGGGCUGCGACACCCUACUGCUCAUCGACUAUGUGGGAGCCUUCUCCAUCAAGUCGCGGUGGAUUGACCGCAUGCGCAAGGCCGGUGUGGCUGUCAUCGUCUUCAAUCCCGCACUGCCUGGUGGGGUGGGCCUAUCGGUCACAUGACGGACGGACGCAUCCACCAGCUCCCCUUGUCCAAUCAAUCGGCUGCAAAUCUCCUUCCUCUCUGUUUGCAGGUCUUGACGGCAGCAAGUCCAUCGGCCCCCUGUCCUACCGGGACCACCGCAAGAUCCUCAUCGCAGACACGACGGCCUUCUGCGGCUCAAUCAACAUCUCCGACGAUGCCGGCGGGCCCCUGCUGGGCAACUCGCGAUUCUACGACGUCCACAUGCGGCUGCGGGGCCCCUGCGUGGCCCACCUGGCUGACGUGCUGCGCGACUCGCUGGCCGAGGCCUUCAGGGAUGUGUGGCGGCCGCCCAUCGAUGUGCCUGAGGAGUAUGAGGACGGCGUGUAUGUGCAGGUGCUUGAGUCCAACAUCCGGCAGGGGAGGCGGCAAAUCAUGGACGCGCUCAGCAAGGCCACCAGACAGGUGGGUAGCUGGGUGCAGGGGAGACGAUACGAGACGAGACGAGGGUUUCUCUCUGAUUGAUCCUUCCUGUGUGUGUAUGUUUUGUUGUCAGGCUCAGCAGUCGAUAGAGCUGACGACGUCCUACUUUUAUCCGCCGGGAGUGCUGCGUCGUGCGUUGGUAUCGGCGUCGCGUCGUGGCAUCCCGAUUUCCAUCCUGCUGUCGGGCAACUCGGACCUCCUUGGCGAUGUCAUGGGCUCAACACACCUGGUCAAGAAAUUCUUGGUGAGUCGGGAGCAGCAAGACACACCAGAAUCAUUCCUUAUGUGCGUCCGUCUGGUGUGCACGUGUGUGUGUGUCAGCGAGUGCCGGGGAACCAGACCCGUGUGCAUUUCCUCAUGCCGCAGCACAUGCACGCCAAACACACUGUGGUCGACGGCGUCUGGAGCUGCGUGGGAUCCUUUAACUGGGACAGGUACGCACCCAUCCCACUCGCCCCUCCAUCCAUCCAUCCAUCGGUCUAUAUAGAUCUAUCAAUCCACCAGGUAUUCGGCUCGUCGGAAUUUGGAGGUUGCGGUGUCGAUAUUCGACGGACAGGUGGCGUCGCAGCUGAGCGCUCUGCACCACCGCAAGGCCCACAACGAAAAGGAGUGCUACGAGAUGACCUGGGAGAGGUGGCAGCGCCAGAGCCCUCUCAAGAAACUCAUCUGCUGGUUCGCAUACUGCUGCGUCAGGCUCACAGGUAGGUCGGUCGCCAAAAGGUGCAUGGAGGCAGGUAAGGUGCCUCACGGGAACUCUUUCUGUCUGUCUGUCUGUGUGUGUGUGUGUGUGUGUUGACUGACAGGCAAGAAUGUGUCGGAUGGCUUGAGCAACACUCGUCAGAAGGCGUUGGUUCGUCGUGCGUUGAUCCACACGUACCUGGACGAGCGGGCGGCCAAGAACCUGGCCACGGGCAUGAUGUGGGGCAUUCAGUGAGGGAGGGAGGAGGGAGGCAGAUAGUGAGCCAGACAUUGUCGUUCGUUUCAUGUUCAUGAGGGGAUGCAUAGUUGCGCGUGUCGGUGUGAAUGGUGCGGUGUAUGAUAAACCUCACUUGUCAACACACACAGCCGAUUCGGCGCCA